This is a messenger RNA of Lodderomyces pseudojiufengensis, 972 nucleotides long. RefSeq lists its product as uncharacterized. NCBI's taxonomy places the organism in Eukaryota, Fungi, Ascomycota, Pichiomycetes, Serinales, Debaryomycetaceae. The coding region runs from base 1 to 972 and encodes 323 amino acids. The transcript is spliced from 2 exons. Gene Ontology annotation, molecular function: oxidoreductase activity. The record is from RefSeq and is a predicted model, not a curated record.
AUGUCAAAUUUAACUACUUCAAUUCAAUUAACAAAACAAUCCACUUAUAAAUUAAAUAAUGGUCAACAUAUUCCUAUUGCAGGAUUUGGAACUUAUUUAAUUGAAGCUUCUAAAACUACUGAUUUAGUAUAUCAAGCUUUAAAAGAUGGUUAUAGACAUAUAGAUACCGCUAUGGUUUAUGGAAAUGAGAAAGAAGCUGCUGAAGGUAUAGCGAAAUUUCUUAAAGAUCAUUCAGAUAUUAAAAGAGAAGAUAUUUGGUUUACUACUAAAAUUUUUAAUCAAUAUCAAGGAUAUGAUAGAACAAAAGAAGCAGUUGAAAUUAUAAGUAAAGAUGUUAAACAAUAUAUAGAUUAUGUUGAUUUAAUUUUAAUUCAUUCACCAAAAACUUCAAAAGAUAAAAGAUUAGGUACAUGGAAAGCAUUACAAGAAUAUGUUUUAAAUCCAAAUAAUGAUACAUUAAAUAUUCAUUCAAUUGGUGUAUCUAAUUAUGGUAUUGAUCAUUUAGAAGAAUUAUUUAAUUGGGAAGGAUAUUUAAUUAAACCAGUUGUUGAUCAAUUAGAAUUACAUCCAUGGUUACCAAGAUUAAAAUUAAGAGAAUAUUUAGUAAAACAUGAUAUAUUAGCAGAAGCAUAUAGUCCAAUAACUCAAGGUCAAAAAUUAAACGAUCCAGAAUUAUUAAAAUUAAGUGAAAAAUUCAAAGUAUCACCAGUUGAAAUAUUAUUAAAAUGGUCAUAUUUACAAGGAUUUAUAGUAUUAGUUAAAACUGAAAAACCAUCAAGAAUAAAAGAAAAUUUAAAUGUUUUACCUGAUGGUCAUAAAAAUGGUGAUGAUGAUGAAUUAGAAGAAAAAAUUCAUUUAGGUAAAAUUGAUUUAGAACCUGAAAUUAUUGAAGCAUUAAAUUUACCUGAUUCAAAAGAAGUUUUAACUUGGGGUGGUAAAGAUCCAGCAUUAUUUAAAGAUGGAGAUGCUUAA